Penicillium roqueforti is the source of this 801-nucleotide messenger RNA. RefSeq lists its product as uncharacterized. The record is from RefSeq and is a predicted model, not a curated record. The coding region runs from base 1 to 801 and encodes 266 amino acids. NCBI's taxonomy places the organism in Eukaryota, Fungi, Ascomycota, Eurotiomycetes, Eurotiales, Aspergillaceae. The transcript has 2 exons.
AUGUCAAGUUCAUCUGUCCCAGCUUUGGAAUCGAUUCUAAUGACACGAAUCUCAAUGCGAUGGGCAUCAGAAACACCCUUCGAAACCACCGACACACUGGUGAUAAUGGUUGGCGAAUGGUACGUCGAUCUGCGAGUCGAUAAAAGAACCGGCAAAAUCGACUGGGCCCUCGCAGGAGAAUGUGUUCAGGAAAGCAAAGACCCGCGGCGCGUGGUGUUCACCCAUGAGAUUGACUCCCACCAUAAUUUCAACGUGAGCAACCCAUGUCCAUUCAUCCCGCUACCCAAUGGAGAUGUUUUGGAGACUGGGACCAUGGCUCGACCAGAUGUACCCGGAGCGGUGAUGACGGAUUAUGAAGAGGUGUGGAGGUAUGUUCCGUUUCGCAAAGGGCCAGAUGGGCCAGGGCGUGGUCUUUCGUGGAUCUUGGAGUCUCAUGAGGGUGUCCUGGAAGAGGGCCAGCACCAAGUUACCAAAUCGUUUCUGGCACAAAUUGGGGGCUCCUAUUUGGUGCUUUAUCAGAAGCAGAUCCACAUGGUUAGGCGAACAUCCCUUGGAGAAUUGGUUGUUCAAAUCACUGGCGAGGAGGUGAGCGCGCGAAGAGAAGAGUGGACGGAUGGCCAAUGGGAGAUAAAAUAUGCAUUGGGACCAGCCAGUGGUGGUUUGCCUUCAAUGGCUAAUGGGCUGGAUGUUGCAAUGCGAGGGCGUAAGAGUGGUGAGAGGGUCACCAUCAGAGGCUGCGACUUCAUUGUGCGUGCAAGUGGUUCAGAAGCCCCGAGGAAAACCAGGCAAUAUCGUCUCUAG